Parasteatoda tepidariorum (common house spider) is the source of this 1335-nucleotide messenger RNA. Lineage: Eukaryota; Metazoa; Arthropoda; Arachnida; Araneae; Theridiidae. The record is from RefSeq and is a predicted model, not a curated record.
AUGCUGAUCCGUGUAAAGUAUGAAAUUAGAACUUACGACGAUUUCGUUGUAAAGGGCAACACAGCUGUUCUGAAAUGUUAUGUCCCAUCAUCUGUGAAAGAUUUUGUGCCUGUGGUCUCAUGGGAGACUGACGAUGGCUUCAUCAUACAACCCGCUACAUCUGACGGAAAGUAUAAAAUAACUUCUGAUGGCUCUUUGGUGAUAGAAAAAGUUGAUUUUUCAGAUGGAAAGAAAAAGUACAGGUGUAUAUGCAAAGAUGAAAUGAAUAAUGAGUCGACAUCUAGUACACCAUGGGGACAGCUGAUAGUAACUGAGCCAACAACACUUUUGGUUCCACGCAUUCGAUCAGGAAGCAAAGAACACCAAUACAAAGUCGGUGAAAUGGUAGAAUUAUUCUGUAUUGCUCAAGGUUAUCCAGUCCCAACUUACUCUUGGUACAAACAAGAUGGCACACGGUUAACUCAAUUAAUAUCCAACAGACGAUUGCAAGUUUUACGAUCAACCGUCCAAAUCCACAAAGCUUCAAUUGUAGAUAGCGCAACAUAUAUUUGUGUUGCAAAUAACAGUGCCGGAGAAGACAGAGUUCACCUGCAGCUUGUAGUAACAGAAAGACUUAGAGUUUCCAUUUAUCCAGAAAAACUAAUUGUUAAAGAAGGUAUAAGUGUUACUUUCACAUGUAACGUUACGGGUCCACAAAUAUCAUCGCUCAUUUGGACGAAAAACUUAAAACCAAUUAUUACGUCUGCCAGAACGAAGCUUAUUAGUUCAGAAGUUCUUCAGAUCUAUUCAGUUCAGAGGGAAGAUAAAGGAAUGUAUCAAUGCUUUGUUAGAGGACAUGAAAACUCAGCUCAAGGAUCUGCACAACUCAGCCUCGAAGAGGAUCCACCAGAAUUCAGGGAAGUAUUUUCGGACCAUAUCCUUAGACCAGGAGCCAAGACUUCUCUCCAUUGCUUAGUAACAGGCAAUCCACUUCCUCAGGUGUCAUGGAGGUUAUACAGUAGACCAGUAAUGGAAGGUUUAGGUGUCAGAAUCGGUGAUUUUGUGGACUCUCAAGGUCUGCUUAUGAGCUUUAUUAAUAUAUCACAGAUAACGACUGAACACGGUGGCAUAUACUCAUGCCAUGCCAGAAAUGAGAUUGGUGCAAUAAGCCAUACUGCUAGGAUAUCUGUUUUUGGAACCCCAUACGUACAUCAUAUGGAUAACAUUACUGUGGUGACUGGGGACGAGGUUAAUGUGGAUUGUGCUUUAUCUGGACACCCUAUACGUAGUGUUCGAUGGAAAAAAGGUGAAGAUAUUGUUUUUAUUAAUAAUUUGAUUUUAUUGAAACAUAUGUAG